Vicia faba (fava bean) is the source of this 345-nucleotide messenger RNA. The record is from the annotation of a GenBank genome assembly. Lineage: Eukaryota; Viridiplantae; Streptophyta; Magnoliopsida; Fabales; Fabaceae.
AUGAAUAAGAAGAAGGUGAAUCGUUCUCGUGCAAAAACAAAGAUCGGUGAUUUAAAGAAGGAACGCAACCAAGAUGUCGAGGGGUGUCAGAGUUCAUCUCUGGUAGAUGAAACAAAGAAUGUAAAUCAUGUGAGUUUCAUUCAACAGAAAAUUGUUGAAGCUGAAGACAAAUUGGAGAAGCUGAGAAAAGAAAAUCGUAAGAAAGAGAUGGAUCUUCUUAUGAUCAAAAGCAUUCAAAAUCCAGCUAUGUUAGACAAUCUCACUAUGGACGAGUCAAUUGAACUCAAAAAGAUGAUAGAUGAGAAAAUUAAGGAGAUCGAUACUAAGAUUGCUUCACUCGAUUGA